AACAUUUAACCAAAUACAAAUCAGUGUGGCUUGUGAUUUGCAAGCUGACAAUCGUUAGCUAUUUAAAUAUCUCAUUAAAAAAAAAUGUUUUAGUUUAAUUUUUUUUUUAUUUCAAGAUGAAUCUCAUAGCAAGUGUUUUUAUUUUAUUAUUCGGAAUAUGUAUUUGUGAACCUGGUUAUGGUAUACCUGGACCAAAAUCAGAAGUUGAAUCCUUUGGAUACGUUCCACCGUACGCAAGAAAUCCUGUUUACAAUAGAGGCAACGGAGGCAUCAAAACUGGGUAUUCGGGCAGAAAAACGAGCUAUGCAGGCACGAAAACCGGCUAUUCAGGAACGAAAACCGGUUAUUCAGGCACAAAAACCGGUUAUUCAGGCACGAAAACCGGUUAUUCGGGUACCAAAACAGGAUAUACAAAUACAGAUUACUCCGGUUACAGACCUCCCUGGUCACAAGGGCCUGUAAACAAUCAAGAGAGUGCUUACCGACAUUUCUACAAUAACGCUAACGAGGCUUAUAAAUCGAGAUGCGAAAUCGAGUGCAAAAACAACGGCAUCUGCGUGGAUACCAACACAUGCCAAUGUCCAGAGAACUUCGACGGCAAGUACUGUGAGUUCGAAAAGAAGCCCUGUCUCGUCUACCCGCCUCUGCCCAACAAUUCCAACAGACGGUGCUCGUCCGACUACUGCACAAUAACCUGCAUGGCGGGACACAAGUUCAUAGACGGCACCACAGUUGCGGACAUGCGUUGUGCAAACGGACAGUGGACUCCGACCCGCGCGGACCUCACGUCCAUCCCCGACUGCGUGCCGGAAUGCGACCCGCCCUGUCUGAACGGAGGAGCGUGCCUGUCCGUCAAUAUGUGCCAAUGCCCCACGGACUAUAGAGGACCUCAGUGCCAGUAUGCCGCAAGCGUCUGCGAUUUCCGCAGCCUGGGCUUCAAUGGCGGCUACCAAUGCUUCGGUGACGCGGACAAGUUCUCGUGCAAGCUGAAUUGCCCCAGCGGCGCGUGGUUCAGCUCGCCUCCGGCUGAGGUGUACGUUUGCCAAUACUCCGCUGGAGUGUUUCUACCGCAGCCUAUACCGCAGUGCUUGUAUGAAAAAGUUGUUGUGGUUACACCUUCGAACACUCACUACAAUCCAUAUGCUUCACAUACUCGAAAUACAACGCACAUUGGUCACUAUGAACACACCAUUCAAGAGUCGGGAAAGUACGGUUCAGGAAAUGUCAAGACCCCGAUCAUAGUGGUGCAAGACCUGACUCCUAAAGGCGGUAGCUGUUUGACCUGGGCCGGCCUGCACUAUAAGACCUUCGAUGGAAAGAUUUACAGCUUCCAGACGUCCUGCACUCAGAUCCUCGUACGCGAUGCGAUAGAGCACAAAUACACAGUGGCUGUGAAGCAGACGCAGUGCGAGCGUCAGGGCUACUGUCCCUAUGAGAUCACCGUGUUCUUGGACGAGAAGAUGUACUCCCUUGGUACUUCUGAUGACGGUGCGCUGGUAUUCCGUAACAGUAAACGCAGGAUCCCCAUCCCUGCGACGCUGCCGGGUAUCCGCGUGUCUAUGCCCAGCGAUCACGUGCUUGUUAAUUUGGACUUCGGGAUAACGCUCAAAUGGGAUACUAAUGAUGUAUUACUAGUGGAAGGUUCUGUCUUGGUAUGGAAUAAGACCGAAGGUUUGUGCGGUACUCUGGACGGCAACCCCGAGGACGAUAUGGUGACCAAGGAAGGCGUUGUAGCUAAGACAAAAUCGGUCUUGUUUGAUUCUUGGAAACUGCACGAGCUUAAAGAAGAUAUGUGCGGCAACAACAUGACCGAAACCAGCGCGUGCAAUUCUAAAUCCGACGCGGACAUGAAAAGGGCUGCUCAGUUUUGCACUAAAAUCUUUACUAAGGAAAAGUUUAGAAAGUGUUCAAAGGUAAUGGAUGUAUCUCAGUUAUUGGAAGCUUGUCAGUGGGAUUACUGUGCGUGCACGACCAGUUUAAGUCCUGAAGAAUGCGCUUGUAGAACAGUAUCGGUGUACGCUAAGGAGUGCUUGCGCCAUGGCAUCGAGGAGAUGAAAUCGUGGCGGGACUCUGAAACUUGCCCCAUGAAAUGCCCUGAGGGCAAAAUCUACAAGUCCUGUGGACCUGAUACGCAGCCGAGUUGCGCCUUCCAAGAACUGGUGGCUAAAAAUUCCAGCUGUGUAGAAGGAUGCUUCUGUCCCGAGGGUCUGUUGCUAGAGAGUGGUCGCUGUGUGCAGAAGAGCGAGUGUCCUUGCCGCGUCAGGAACAAAAGUUAUCCUCCUGGAGCUGUCAUACCCAAGAGCUGCAACACCUGUAAAUGCGAAGCGGGCGAGUGGGUUUGCACGCAAGUGCCGUGCGGUGCGCGUUGCGGCGCGGUGGGGGACCCUCACUACACCACCUUCGACGGCUUGAGAUACAACUUUAUGGGCCAUUGCACCUAUACUCUACUUAAGACCCAAAACAUCACCAUUGAUGCUGAAAACGUGGCCUGCUCUGGAGCUAUUACUGAGGCAAUGAACCUCUCCCCGUAUCAAGGCGCGGGCAAGCCGUCUUGCACCAAGGCGGUGUACUUGCAGUACUCCGGAGCGAGCAUCCACCUAAAACAAGGGGGAUUCAUUCUCGUCAAUGGGAAAGAAGUGACGUCAUUACCCGCUAAGAUCGGCGACAUCAGAAUACGUGCUGCGUCCUCACUGUUUAUCAUGAUUCAACUGCCCGGCAAAGUUUCGCUGUGGUGGGACGGAAACACACGCGUGUUUGUGGAUGUGCCGCCCGCGUACCAUGAUAAGACACAGGGACUAUGCGGAACCUUCAAUCUGAACCAAAAAGACGACUUCUUAACCCCCGAAGGCGAUGUAGAGCAAUCAGUCCUAGCAUUCGCUAACAAGUGGAAGACCAGAGAGUUCUGUGAAGAUGUGUCAACUGUGGAGCAGGAGCACCCCUGCAAAGCCAAUGUGGAGAACAAGGACUAUGCUGAGAAAUACUGCAGCCAACUUAAAAGCUCACUCUUCGAAUCGUGCCACUGGUACGUGGACGUGCAGCCUUACUACGAGGACUGCCUGUAUGACAUGUGCGCCUGUGCGGGUGACGUGUCCCGAUGUCUGUGCCCCAUCCUCGGAGACUACGGUGACGCGUGCGCGCGCGCCGGUGUGCACAUACAGUGGCGGUACAACGUCAAGGAGUGCGAGUUGCAUUGCACCGGUGGGCAAGAGUAUACAGUAUGCGCUGACAGCUGUUUGAGAACAUGUACUGAUGUCGGUCUCCCUAUUGACGAUUGCAAGCCCUCCUGCGUUGAAGGAUGCGCCUGCCCUGUUGGACAAGUGCUAGAUAACGACAACGUCUGUGUACCAGUCGCGAUGUGUCCGUGCUACCACAAGGGCAUGGAGUUCAAGCCCGGGUACAAAGAAGUGAGAGCUGGAAAACGGGAACGCGAACUUUGUACAUGCGUGGGCGCGCGCUGGGAAUGCCAGCCGGCGACUGAGGACCAAAUCCAGAACUACCCGCCGGCGGAGGACCUGCGCAGCAACUGCAGCGCCGCCAACAACAUGGAGUUCACCACUUGUCAGCUCGCACAGCCGCUCACUUGCAAGAAUAUGCACCUGCCAUCCGUGAUAGCGUCUCCGGAAUGUCGUCCUGGCUGCCAGUGCAAGAAAGGCUACGUUAUGGACGUGUCGUCAAACAAAUGCAUAGCGCCUGCGGCCUGCCCGUGCCACCACGGCGGCAGGAGCUACCCGGACGGGCAUAGCAUGCAGGAGGGCUGCAACACUUGUGAAUGUACGGGAGGCAAGUGGCAAUGCACGGGGAAGACGUGUGCAGGCGUGUGCAGCGUGUGGGGUGAUUCACACGUGACCACGUUCGACGGACAGACGUACGACUUUGAGGGCGUCUGCUCUUACCUCUUAGCGAAAGGUGUCAUGGAUGGUACGAAUGGAUUCAGCGUUGAAAUACAGAAUGAACCUUGCGGCACAACGGGCGCAACGUGCUCUAAAUCUGUAACGCUACGCGUCGGCAACGGCGGCUCGGAAGAAACUGUCUCUCUCACCAAGAGUGCUCCACUUCCUGAUACUUCCAAAUUGAAGAGUAUAAAACUCCGCGAGGCAGGCGCAUAUGUGUUUCUGGACGUAUUAUCGCGAGGCAUGAGCGUACAGUGGGACCGUGGCCUACGGGUGUACGUCCAUGUCGACUCCAUGUGGGGGAAUAGGGUGCGAGGUCUCUGCGGCAACUACAACUCGGACAUGCGCGACGACUUCCAAACACCCUCCGGAGGCGGCGUCACAGAAACGUCGGCCCUACUCUUCGCUGACUCCUGGAAACUGAAGACCACUUGCCCCAAACCUCAGGAAGUUACUGAUCAUUGCGUGGAGCGUCCCAACCGCAAGGAAUGGGCGUCGGCUACAUGCGGCGCGAUGAAGCGCUAUCCGUUCUCGCUGUGUCACUCGGAGGUGUCGCCCACGGAGUUCGUGUCUCGCUGCGAGGCGGACGCUUGCGCGUGCGACUCGGGCGCUGACUGCGACUGCGCGUGCGCCGCGCUGGCUGCGUACGCGCACGCGUGCGCGGCGAGGGGCGUGACGUUCAAGUGGAGGACACAGGAGAUGUGCCCGAUGCAGUGCGAUGAGGAGUGUUCAAACUACCACGAGUGUAUAUCGCCGUGUCCGCCCGAGACGUGCGACAAUUAUCUCGACUACACAAAAAUCAAGGCCGCCUGCGAAAAGGAAACUUGCGUUGAAGGCUGCAAAAGAAACGAGUCCAAAGCCUGUCCACCAGGCACACUAUACUUCAACAGCUCUCUAACCGAAUGCGUUCCUCCCGCCAAGUGCAUCCCUCCCUGUAUGGUCCUCGAGGACGGGAGGGAGAUACAAGAGGGAGGGGUCAUCGAGGAGGACCUCUGCCAUACCUGUCGAUGUUCCGGGAACCAGAAAAUAUGUAUUGGCCAGCCUUGCCUUAGUCCUGAAACAACUACCUACGAGCCAGAAACUACCCCGCACGACAAUCCAUUGACGUGUAAAACUGGCUGGACGGAGUGGAUCAGCCGCGGCGUCCCCGAGAUCAACUCCGCUGGCAAAUCCGUCGAAAUCGAGCGUCUACCUGAAAUGGCCGACUUUACAAUAGGGACUCCGAUGUGCGAAAAGAGCAAGAUGACCAAUGUCGCGUGCCGAACGGUCAAAGGCUACCAGUCGCCCAAACAAACCGGCCUCGACGUUGAAUGCAGCCUCGAGAAAGGCCUCGUGUGCAUCGAAGACGAGAAAACCUGUCCCGACUUCGAAAUAAAGGUGUACUGCGAGUGUGAGGAAGAGCCCUUCCAAUGUCUCGACGCAGCCCACCCGAACCACAAACACCCGACAAACUGCGGUCAAUUCUACGAGUGUACCCCCGAUGUCCUCAACCCUAACAAACAACACACGGUCCUCAAGAACUGCAGUGAAGGCCUCAUGUACAACCCUAUAGCUAUGGUCUGUGAUUGGCCCGCGGCCGUCAUCCCUAUGAGACCCGAAUGCGGAUAUAUUACCCCUGGUCCCACUACUGGACUACCAGAAGAAACGACUAUUUUUGUCCCAUCUAAACCACCUCAAGAGGAUACUCCUGGAACUACGAUUACAGUGGGAACAACGUCGCGGUGUCCGCCCGGGCAAGUGUACAAGAGCUGCGCGUUCCCGUGCGACAAGCUGUGUGACCACUUCAAGCAGAGCCUGCAGAACGAGAACAAGUGCUUAGUGGGACAGGAAUGUAUCGACGGUUGCGUGGAUGAAUCAGUAGCUAACAUCAGAUGCGAGUUCAGCUUGAUGUGGCGUGACCACAAAACCUGCGUGCCGAUAAAAGACUGUACUUGCUACAAUGAGGGACAGAUUGUUAAGCCGGGCGGUGUAGUGGUAGAAGACUGCACGAAAUGCCAAUGUCUGGACAACGAGUUGCACUGCGACUCAAGCCAAUGCGUUUCCACGCUCAAACCCAUCACCGGCUCCCCGAUUUCACAAGUCAAAGUCACUGAAACCACCCUCACUACUGUAAAUGAAACAGUUGCCACUACUAAAAUCCCUGACCUUUUCGUUGCUAAACCACCUACUACUAUUACUUCUACAACAUAUUAUACAACUAUCGCCCCUAUUAUUACUUCACCUCCUACAACUCCUACGAUUCCUACAACGCCUACAACGGUAGUCCCAGAAAAGCCUAGAACGCAUGAAGAAACGACUGUAAUAAUAAUACAGACUACGGAAUCGCCGCCACCGGAAUGCAACCCUUCAAUGUACAAAAGUCUGCUAUGGGGAGGAGAGCCGCUGCCAAAGGAGUCAUUUUCAGCGAGUUCGUACGCAAGCCCAUUGUUCGAGCCGCAGUAUGCCGUGUUGAACGGACGCCCCGAUACUAAUGCUGGGUCGUGGAGCCCCGCGAAAGACGAUAAGAAUCCGUACAUCCAAGUGGAGUUUCCCCGCAAGGAACCGAUAUACGGGGUACAGAUGCAGGGCAGCCCCUUGUUUGACGAGUACGUCGAGAGCUACGAGAUGAUGUACGGUGAUGAUGGCAACGUCUUCUCUCCUGUCAAGAGCCCUGAUGGACAAACUAAGAUAUUCCGUGGGCCAGUGGACAACACGCAUGUAAUGAAGCAAAUGAUCGAGCCGCCGAUCGAAGCGAAGUUCGUGCGGAUCAAGCCGCUGAGCUGGCACAGCGAGAUCAGUGUUCGCUUCGAGAUCAUCGGCUGCGAGGAAGUCUCCACCACCCCCACUGAAACCACUGUUACCACUACUGAAACCACCACUAUUGGCACUACGGUGGGACUUACCACGCCGGAGCGCAUGCAAUGCACAGAACCCUUAGGCGUUGGCGGCGGGCUUCCUGUGAAUAUGAUCGAAGUCAGCUCCAAUUACGACGCGAUUCCCUUCCUGAGCCUUGAGGCCGAACGUGGGUGGAGGCCGCUCUACAGCACGCCAGGGGAAUGGAUCAUGUUCAACUUCACAUCACCACGCAACAUAACCGGCAUCAAAACCAAGGGCGGAGAGAAAGGCCACGUCUCCGCAUACAAAAUCAUGUACACCAGCGACCUCAAGACCUUCAAUCCAGUGUUAGACGAGACUGGCAACCCUCGCCUAUUCCCCGGGAACUUCGAUGCAGAUAGUGUUGUGAUGAACGAAUUCCGACCACCCAUACAUGCGCAGUACCUCAAGGUUCUACCUGUGAAGUGGGAUAAAAACAUUGAGAUGAAGGUGGAACCGAUCGGCUGCUUUGAACCUUAUCCCACCCCUGAGCCGCCGAAAGAGCGGGUGCCCUUCCCAUGCCAGAUGUGUCCGGGCGUACAGGAGGUGCUGUGCUCGUGCGCUGGCGAUCGAUACUACGACGGCGAGAACUGCGUGCCGCGCGACCAGUGCCCGUGUCUCGUUGGCUUCAUCCCAUACCCGGUGGGCGCGACGUACCGCGGCGCGCGUUGUGACGAGUGUGUGUGCAAGCUGGGUGGAGUCACGGACUGCAAGCCCGCUAAAGCCUGCGAGUGCGAACCGGAUCUCGUCCCAACACUGACACCGUCCUGCGACUGUCUAUGCGAGCCUUGUCAGAACGGAACCAAGAUCUGCCCGUCCAGCAAACUCUGCCUGCCCCUGGAGAAAUGGUGCGACGGCUUACAAGACUGUCCCGAUGAUGAGAAGGACUGCACCACUCUAGCGCCCGUCACUGAGACCGUGAUCACCACUGUCAUUCCCACUGUUGCUGCCACCAAACCCACACCCACCACCCCUGCACCCACCACUGUAGCACCCACUACCACCACUGAGAAACCACUAGAAUGCCCGAAAGUGGAGUGUCCUCCAGGCUACUUUGUUCGCUACACCUCAAGCCACGACAGCUACACAAAGUCCUACACAUCGGACCUGCCGCCUCCGAGACCGCGUAACUCAUACCAGAGGUACUAUAAGGGAGGAUUCUCCAAGGGAGGUAGAGGAGGUUACGCUAAGGGAGGAUUUUCGAAGACUGGCUAUUCGAAAGGAGGAAUAUACGGUCCACCAACACGGCCGCGACAAAACGAAGCGUUCCAACUGGAAAGACCAACUCUGAAUAUCGCUACAGCUGAGACGAAGAAAGUGUGCCCUCUGUUCAAAUGUAUCCCCAAACUACCCCCCAUCCCUCCUAAAGGAUCAACGCCGCCACCCCUUGUUUGCUCCACCCCUAUUUGCCCGCCACGAUAUGCGCUGAAGCUGGAAAGUGUGCCAGACAGUCUCAACUUAUGUCCUCAAUACGUUUGCGUGCCUCCGCCCGAGCGAUUUGACUACUGCAACGUAACGGGCCGCACCUUCACAACUUUCGACGGCACAGAGUACAAAUAUGACAUCUGCUUCCACACGCUAGCAAGAGAAACUCGCUCGUAUGCAUGGAUUAUAUUUAUGCGCAAGAAAUGCCUCAAAGACACCUGCCAAAAUCAACUAAUAAUUCUACAAGACGACCAACUGAUCCUCAUUAAGCCAAACCUGAUGAUAGAAUACAACGACUACGAGUAUACAGUGGAGCAGACCAGCAAGAUCUGCUUCCAGAAGAACAGCUUCGAUGUCAACCGACUCGGAAACGGAGUGUCCGUCAAAUCCAGGAAAUAUAACUUCACUGUCUUCUACAGUCCUGAUGGAGAUGUCAAAGUUGGAGUACCCAAGAAAUACAUGGGCCAUGUGGACGGUUUAUGCGGUGCUUACGACGGCAAGCCAUACAACGACCGUUCACUGCCCAACGGCCGACUGGCCAACAGCAUCGAGCAGUUCGGUCGCUCGUGGGCCAAGCCCGGCCUGGCGCCCGAUGCGUGCGAAAUCAAGGUCAUUCCUCCAGAGAAACAGAACCGAUGCCAUGACGUGUGCAAAGCUAUCACCGAAGAGCCGAUCGCACAAUGCGCUCGAGUACUAAACCUGGAUAAAUGGCGAGGCAUAUGCUUGGAGAAAGUAUGCAAGUGCGCCGAAACGGUCGUCAACGGCACGAAGAUGACCGAGGAAAAGUGUCGGUGUCUGCUAAUGGAGAAACUCGUGGCGGAAUGUUUGGCGGCCGAUAAGAACAUAGACGUGGCCAGCUGGAGGAUUCAGAUGAAUUGCGUUGCCGAAUGUCCCCCGCCGCUGGUCCACUACGACUGCUACCGUAAACGCUGCGAGCCGACCUGCGCUCCCGUCAACAGCGGAGUGAGCUCGUGCCCCGCUGAAGAUGGCCAGUGCUUCCCGGGCUGCUACUGCCCUGAGGGCACGCUGCGCAAGGGCGACCAGUGCGUUACUCCUUCCGACUGUCUAGAUUGUUCGUGCACGGGUGUGGGCGCGCCUGCCAAGUACGUGACGUUUGAAGGCGACGACCUGCCCUUCCUCGGAAACUGCACCUACCUCGCCUCGCGCGACUCCAACGACACCGGCUAUCACAAGUAUCAGGUGUACGCCACGAAUGGCCCGUGUGCUGAUAAUCCCAGUAUGGUGUGUACUAAGGCCCUGCAUCUCAUUCAGGAGAAGAACUUCAUCAAUAUCACCAAAGACCCCAACACUAAGAAGCUAAUAGCAACAGUGAACGGCGCUCAAGUAUUCAAGUACCCCCACAACGCAGGCUGGGUCACCGUGAGCUUGCUUAACGGACAAGAUGUUAACGUGAACCUGCCCCAACUGCACGUCGAGCUGACAGUGUUGCAAGCAAAGAUGGAGUUCACAGUGCAAGUGCCCUCUCAACUGUACGCCAACCGCACUCAGGGACUCUGCGGAGUUUGCGCCGGGUACCAGCAGCACCUCAUCACUAGCAACGGAACCGUUGCGGAGAACUUCGACGAGUACGGCAAGAGCUGGCAAGCGACUCCGGAAGUCCUCAACAAAUUGGAGGUGCCUCUACAAGAGCAAUGCGAUGAAGCUCCCCCGCGCCCCGAGUGCGUGCUGCCGCCCAUAGAACUCAACCCUUGCUACAAUAUCAACAAUGUGGCUAAGUUUGGAGCGUGUCACGCCCUAGUCGAACCUGAGGCAUACAUAUCGUUAUGUGAAGACGAGCUGUGUGAGUCCAAUUCUACUAAUGCCUGUCCCAUUCUCGAGAGAUACGCAGCUGAGUGCCGCAAGCAAGGGGUCUGUCUGGAUUGGCGUUCUGAUCUCUGCCCCUACCCUUGCGACCAGCCACUAGUAUACCGACCGUGUGUGGAUUGCGAGCGCACUUGCGACAAUCAUGACGAGCUCGAACUGAACCCUAAGAAGUGCGACAAGCUACCGGUUGAAGGAUGCUUCUGUCCUCAAGGGAAGGUGAGGGUGAACAACACCUGCAUAGAACCAAAUAAGUGCUUCCCGUGCGACGCCAAGAGAACACACUUUGCAGGGGACGAGUGGCAGGAAGACGAAUGCACAAAGUGCAGCUGCAGCAAGUUGUCGGGCGAGAAUGAAGCGCACGUGUCGUGCACCACUCAGACGUGUACCGUGCCUGUCUGCUCCGACCAGGAGGACCGGUUGACUCAGCCCGCCAAGCCUGGUGCCUGCUGUCCUGAAUACAUGUGCGUGCUAAAACCACCAGAUAAAAGAUGUGUAGAACCCAAGAAGAUGGAGUGUGGAUUCGGACAGGUGUUGAAAACCAAGACUAAGGCCGAUGGAUGCCAAGAAUUUGCUUGCGAAUGCAAGCCGGCAGAUGAAUGUGAACCGAUCCCAGACCAGAACGAAGUGGAAAUGAUCAAACCUGGUGUAGAGCGAGUCAUCGACCGCAGCGGUUGCUGUCCCAAGGUUGAAUUGAUCUGUGUGGCGUGCCCCAAACCGCCCGCCUGCCCAGAGUUCCAGACCCUGAAGACCACUAAUAUCACUGGGGAAUGCUGCCCUGAACACAAGUGUGAACUACCCAAAGACAAAUGCGUGGUUAAUCUCGAAUGGGAAGCUGCCGCGAAAGGAGGCGAGAAACCGCGAUCUGCUCCAGAAGUCAUGCUUAAGGAUAUGGAUGCAGCAUGGUUAGAUGGACCUUGUCGUUCGUGUCGCUGUGUUUCAUCGUUAGGAGGGCCAGCUGCACAAUGCAGUGUGACGGAAUGUCCGCCCAUCAUCUCUACUGAACAGUUUGUCAUUGAGCCUCGCCCCGUGCCGUUCGCGUGCUGUCCUGCUCCCGCGCACGUAGCCUGUCGAGACGGAGAUAACAUUUACAAGGUUGGAGAAAACUGGACGUCGCCGUACAACGUGUGCGAGUCGUAUAAAUGUGCUGAACUUGAAGAUGGCAAACUGGAGAAGGUUACCACCGUGCAGCAAUGCGACACGGACUGUCAACCGGGUUGGGAGUACUUCCCCGCAUCACCAGAGAGCAAGCAAUGUUGCGGCAGAUGCAAGCCUGUGGCUUGCGUCGUGGACGGCGUCACGCACAAAGUUGGACAGGCCUGGACUUCGCCAGAUUUCUGCACUAAUUACACCUGCAAGGACCUUAAUGGCACAUUACAAGUGCAGAGCGUGAAUGAGUCUUGCCCAGAAGUAUCGGACGCCGUAAAGAAGCAAUUCGUUCUAAGUAAAGACAAAGUGCCCGGAGAGUGUUGUCUCAAGGAGGAACCGAUCGCUUGUCGCGUUGGCAACAAGAUCUAUCAGGAGGGUCAAACCUGGCCAUCAUCAAACCCCUGCAAGAACUUCACAUGCACCCGUGACGUCACGGGUCGCCUCUCACACGAGGCGAGCGUGGAGAGCUGUACGAAGGAGUGUAGCGGCGAACAGAAGUAUGUGGAACCCGCGGCGGGAGUGUGUUGCGGCCAUUGCGUACAGGACAAGUGCGUGGUUGGUGACGAACUGAAGCAGUUAGGUGAAAGCUGGAAGUCGCCGGAUAAUUGCACGACAUAUUCGUGUGACGGGUCGAUAGGGCAGGUGGUCGUGACGUCAGCACCGGAACUAUGUCCGGACGUGUCCGACUGCGCGCCGGAAAACCUCGUCAACCAGUCCUGCUGCCAAGUGUGCAAGCUGAAGCCUUCCGAUCUCAGUAAAUGUGUUCCGGCGCCAAUACCCAAGAACGAGACGAUUGCUCUGAUCAGCAUCUCCAUGGGACCACGCGGUCUGUGCGUCAACGAGGAGCCCAUCGACGGCUUCCACGAGUGUCGCGGCAGCUGCGACUCCAGCAUGCUCUACAGCAAGGAUGCGGGUCGUCACGAGUCGCUGUGCGAGUGUUGCCAGGCGACGCACUUCAGCCCGCUCACCAUCACCCUCACUUGCGAGGACGGCUCGAAGCCGCCGCACCGCGUGGCCACGCCCGACCGCUGCGCCUGUCGACGCUGCGGCGAGGCCGAGCCGUGGAACCCUUCCCAUUCUACCAGGAAAGAUUGGUUCUUCAGCGGCGUAACAGUGCCAAACGUCAAAUACUAGAGGAGACUUUUUAGACAAAUACCUAGUUCUUAAAUGGAUUGGAUAUUCUUAAUUUAAAAGUUGUGGAAGCGGAAAAUUGUAAUAAAGCAACAACCAGUGAUGAUGUAACCAUUUAAUUUUGUAAAUAACAAAUAUAAUAUUGAUAACUUAUGCGUCUUUUUUUACAUUUUUCACUCCGAGUACAAUUAUUUUACAUCAAUUAAAUGCAAUAUUUGUCAACUGA
Molecule: messenger RNA, 12495 nt
Organism: Maniola jurtina (meadow brown)
Lineage: Eukaryota; Metazoa; Arthropoda; Insecta; Lepidoptera; Nymphalidae
Gene: Hml
Product: hemocytin-like
Exons: 75
Coding region: 117-12272 (4051 amino acids)
Cellular component (GO): extracellular matrix; extracellular region
Molecular function (GO): chitin binding; protein binding
Source: RefSeq, a predicted model, not a curated record